AUGGGUCUGUUCGACUUCCUGCGCUAUCUGCGCCUCAAAUUCCUCAUCUCGUCUCUUCGCCUCCUUAUGAGACUCCUUGCUCCGUUGCCAACACCCAAGCCAGACUCAAUUUUGAGGAUUCCAUCUCGCGACAAGGGGCGGACUAUCAAGAUUCAUGUCUACAACCCGGGGGGGGAGGCGGGAAGCGCUAGAGGGGAGCCGCAUCCUGUGCUCAUUAGUUUCUAUGGCAGUGGGUUUGCUCUCCAAUAUCAUGGUGCUGACGACCGUUUCUGCCGGUUCGUUGCCAAGCACACCAGCCACGUAGUUCUCGACGUCCAGUACCGUGUGGCACCAGAGAACCCUUUCCCCGCGGCGGUCAACGACGCCAACGACGCCGUGAAAUAUGUGUUUGGCCACCCGGACGAGUACCAGACGUCGCACGUCUCCUUGUGCGGAUUCUCGUCCGGCGGCACUCUUGCACUUGUUACAUCGACCCUGUUUCCCCACGGUACCUUUCAGUCCCUCAUCGGAUUCUAUCCGUCCCCCAGCAUGGCCGGAGAUCCGGGAGAGCGGAAGGCCCCGGUGCCAGGCAGAGAUCGACCGUCGUUCUGGACGAAGGUCUUCCGUGAGGCUUAUAUACGUGGAAAAGAUGCCCGAGACCCUCGAAUCUCGCCAGCUUUUGCCGAUACGACCAACUUUCCGCAGGAAAUGCUAAUAUUUACUGCGGACCAUGACGUUUCUGCCACGGAUAUGGAGGCGCUGGCUGAGAGAAUCAAGACAGAAGGCUAUGCAAGCGGCAGACAUGUAGUUGUACGGCGGAUGGAGGAUUGUGAUCACGCCUUCGACAAGAACAAGAAGCGUGAAAAUCAGAUGGAGGCUGGUCGGGAAGCUUACGCUCAAGUUGCGGAUUUUCUGAAGAGUUUGGAGAAGUGA
Molecule: messenger RNA, 912 nt
Organism: Venustampulla echinocandica
Lineage: Eukaryota; Fungi; Ascomycota; Leotiomycetes; Helotiales; Pleuroascaceae
Exons: 1
Coding region: 1-912 (303 amino acids)
Molecular function (GO): hydrolase activity
Source: RefSeq, a predicted model, not a curated record